CCUAACCCAACCCAACCCAACCCAACCCAACCCAACGUAACCAGUGACCAAGGAUACCGAAGAUGGUCCAGACAAACAGAAAACAGGGACUAUAAAACUCCACUUAGAACAGACAACAGAAUCCACAGCGCCACCAAAUGUUGACAACUUUUAAGAUUAUAUUGUUAUGAGUCUGUUGGCUGUCAGCAUCACGUCUUGCCGGUAGAGGUGUGUUUUCCAAAUUAACUUGUACAUCAGAAAACUACAUAGAACAAGAAGGAAGUGAGUGAGAUUAAUGGUGUAGCUACACACGUUUCCUCUGGUAACACUCGAGAAGGAGCCAAGUGCACUAUAGUACAUGCAACAUGGAGAACGUUCACAAUGUAAAGAACUGCCCAUGGAUAAUGGAAAACCCAACAAAUUUGAGAAAAUACUUUGAUGAAUACCACAUUCUCCUGGAUGAUACGCUUGGUCGUCAACAUGAUGAGAAGGCUGACCACUUUACUGCGAUUCGCAACUGUUUUACUCCACCGUGCGCUAAGGGGGAGGAGAAACCAAGCUUUGACCUAUUUAACAUGGAGAAGUUAGAGGAGGACUGUAGUAUAGAUUUACUGAAUGUUGAUGAUGAACUGGCGACAGAUGUUGCAGCUAAUGCUCCUGUUAAACACUGUGGCCGCUUCACCAAUUGGUAUGCUGGCUCUUUCCAAGAUGGGCUCAUACCAGAAGAAGGACCAGAGAUUCUUGAAACACUCAAGUCACAGAUGCACGAGUUACAUCUUCGUGAUACUGUCAGAGAUUAUGCUCGUCUACGCAACCGACAAUUGAAAUACUUCUCAACAGUCCGAAUGAUUAUGAGUGAAAACAACAUCCCAGAGCCAACCCAUCCUGCUAACAACGGCACUGACGAGUGCCUCAGGGACAUUGUAUUAAAUAUUCGUGUCCAAAGACCAUAUCACAGGAAGACACACAUGAGGAAAGCAUGCAACCGAUUCCCCUCACACAGCCAAGAGCUGCUGUUGCUUGGCUCACAGAAAUUGACUGAAUUAAGGGAUGCCAUCAUUUGCAUCAAUGAUCUUGCUAUCAACCAAGAGUUAUCUAAUGAUCCCGAGCUUUACCGGGUGGCACACAUACCCAACAACCAUACACUAUUUCCAUCAUGCUUUUUCUACAUCAAUGGAGUCUUUUAUGAGGACACAAGGAAUCCAAAUGCAAAACAAUACAGUAAAGGAAUUAUAAAAUGGGCUUCCAAACACCCUGACAUUGGUGAACUACAGACAAAAUGUAUGCAGGAAACAACAUUUUUGGAUCUGGAAUUACGUUUAGGUUAUCCAUAUGUAUAUUUACAUCUGGGGAACUGUGAGCACAUUAUUACCUUCACUGAUGUAAGGUUGCAUCACCAAGAUGACAUACAAGGCAGGACACGAUAUCCCCUAUUCCGUGGCCAAGCAUCAAAACUGUCGGUCAAGUGUUUCAUAUGCUCCCUGCACUUGGCAAACUGGAUUGUGAGGGAGGAGCCCCGGCUGCCAGUACCAAAUGCUCACUUGUGUGAUCGAUGCCUCAAGGCUUUCUGUUAUGACAAUAGAGGAAUCAAGAUCAAUAACAUCAAAAUCUACCCAUUCAUUGAUGAGUUUAUGUCACAACAGAAAAAGUUUUUGGGACACACUCAAAUUUCAGUUCACAAACCAAAAUAAGCUGCUUAAGUUUCUGAUGUACAGUAUUGUAUGUAUAGUCAUGAACAAAAGUCCCUUGAUAUAAAUAUGAAACACUUAUGGUCUGGUGCGUUUUGAUAUAUAAAUAUGGCGCUUCUUGCAGAGAGUUCAACAACAUGGCGCCUAGUUUAGUUGCCAGGAGUCUCCUAACAGGUGAAGCUGAUCACACCUGGCAACUUUAUACACAUAUACAAUCACAAAUAUGACAACAAACUUAAAUUAUAAUUAAACAUCACAUUAUGGGACUGUAUAAAAUAGUAUUUGGUUACUAUACUGUACCCCCUUAUGAAGUUGUUCCAUUAAGAGAGCUCAGGCUCUCAAUUGGCUCAGCCACGUCAAUAUUGUUAUUAUUAUCGACUGUAUCUGUAUUUUUCUGGAUAAAUAAACUGCUUCAAUAUCAAUAUCAAGUUAUAGAGCAGUGGUGCUCAACCUUUUAUGCAAGUGGGCCAAACUUAAUGUUUAGCAGUGGUCUUAGAGCCACAUAACUGUAUGAAUGAUGUGAUGUGAAGCAAAUGAACCACAGUGUAUAUAUUUCUUAGAAUUUGUUCUUUUAUAUAUAAUUACUAAGUACAUAUAUACUUCAGGCUUACUAAAAUCUCGACAACUGAGCAAAAUUUAAAUAGUAUUAGAGCACUUUAUUUUUUUUUCUUUAACAUGUUUCUAUAAUAAUAUCAUAUCACUUAUACCGCAGCUUAGAUUACUUAAUUGAGAUGUGAAUAAACUAUUGGGCUCCAAAUGUCUAGUCGAUUACUAGAUGGUAUCACUGUAGGGCAUGUGUGUGUAUGACCCCCAGGAGGUCAGGACUGUAGGGCAUGUGUGUGUGUGUGUUCUCCAGGGGGUCAGGGUUGUAAGGCAUGUGUGUGUCCCCCAGGAGGGGAACCCUAUGGUGUGUAAGAACAUAAAACUCUCCAGCAGUAGGUAUAGAAGCAUAUUAAAGUAGAAGUGGUUGUAGCAGGAAGAAAAUAAGAGGAAAUUUUUGUUAAAGAAACAGUUAGAAUCAAAGAAAACAGUGUGGGGAAAUAGCUAAAAAAAUCAAGGCAGAGCAGAGAGGCCUUCCUGCAACAAAAACAGAAGCGUUUACUCCCUCCAAAAAAAUUACCUGAUGCAAUAAAAAAAAAACUAAUUAGUGAA
Messenger RNA from Homarus americanus (American lobster), 2819 nucleotides. RefSeq lists its product as uncharacterized. Gene Ontology annotation, biological process: snRNA transcription by RNA polymerase II; snRNA transcription by RNA polymerase III. Bases 345 to 1670 code for a protein of 441 amino acids. The transcript is spliced from 13 exons. Gene Ontology annotation, molecular function: core promoter sequence-specific DNA binding; bent DNA binding; RNA polymerase III type 3 promoter sequence-specific DNA binding. Gene Ontology annotation, cellular component: snRNA-activating protein complex. The record is from RefSeq and is a predicted model, not a curated record. Lineage: Eukaryota; Metazoa; Arthropoda; Malacostraca; Decapoda; Nephropidae.